Molecule: messenger RNA, 1590 nt
Organism: Tetrapisispora phaffii CBS 4417
Lineage: Eukaryota; Fungi; Ascomycota; Saccharomycetes; Saccharomycetales; Saccharomycetaceae
Gene: IBA57
Product: Iba57p
Exons: 1
Coding region: 1-1590 (529 amino acids)
Cellular component (GO): mitochondrial matrix
Source: RefSeq, a predicted model, not a curated record
AUGCUUGGAAGGGGAAGGGCAAGCCGAUGCUCUGUUUUUAGCAGGGUUCAGCCUUGCAAGGCGGUGUAUAGGAAUCUGAAAUUUGGAUUAAGACACAUGCAGUGCUCUACAAUACAAUCAGAGGCUGGAGCUUCUGAUAAUGGUUGCUUUGUCUUUUGUGAAGUUCCGAAUAAAACAUAUAUUAAGUUAAUGGGUCCUGAUUCACCACAUUUUCUAAAUGGAUUACUGACUUCGAAAUUCUUACCAAGUUAUGUGAAGAAGAAUUUAACUACAAUUUCAGUAAAUGAAGAGGACUCUCACUCCACAUCUGAUGUAAAUAAAAUUGAAGAAUUCAACGAAAAAUGUUGCAACUGGGGCAUAUACAACGAUGUUGGGUACCAUGGACCCUAUAUCUCUCGCUUAGGUCAGUAUACUUCUUUUUUGAACAGUAAAGGUAAGAUAGUGACUGAUCUAAUUGUUUAUCCGACUCCUGUUUUCACGGAAAGUACAAUUACAAAAUACAGCAAAUUCAAUAGACAUCCAGCGUAUCUUUUAGAGAUAGAUACUAUCUUGGUUUCUAAAGUCUUAAAAAUGUUUGAGUCUCAUAGUUUGAAGAACAAAAUUAAAUAUAAGUUAUUGCCGGAAAAUAACUUCAAGACUUGGGAACUAAUGAUAUCCUUGCCCAAUGUCCCUGGUAAUUGUUUGAAUCCAUGGAUUAAUAAUUUACAUUUCCCAUUCACAGUGGCGAAAUCACCUGAAGUCGCAAACAAUACAAUGGAACAAAUUGUAUCUAAUAUGUUUACGUUUAACAUAAAAAAUGGGGAUACUUAUAAUGUGGAGGCUCUCGAUUCUUUCUAUAAAAAUAUUAAGGGGAUAUAUCUGGACAGAAGAUUUGAUUUACUUAUGGAAGAGAAUAGCUCUACCCCACAAAUAUUGAAGAUUGUAACAUCAAAUAAGAUUACUGACAUAUCUCAAUUUUUCAAUAAAAAGGUAUUUCCUUUCGAAUUUGUCACAAAAAAACUGGAUCAUCAAUUCUUUAGAGAUUAUAAAUUAUUGAACGGUGUUCUCGAUUCUGCAACAGACAUCAAGCCAGAAUCAAUCUGGCCAUUAGAAUUAAACUUUGACUACUAUCCGAACUCGGUGAGCAUCGAUAAAGGAUGCUAUUUAGGUCAAGAGAUUAUGCAUAGACUUUUUUCAACAGGAAGGCUAAAAAAAAGAUUGAUCCCAGUAAAGCUUGAAGGUUAUCACUAUCUAGAAAACUGUGGUAACAAGGAUUACAAAGAUAUAGUAGUAAAAUACAAUCAAGACACCGAUAUAGAAGGGCAAGAGCAGGUGUAUAAUCCAUUUCAACCAUCUCAACCUGCUUCUUUCUCACAGAAGCGACAAAAAGUGGCUGGUUCCCUGCUAACAUUCAAUAAAGAAAAUGGGCUAGCCUUAAUAAGAACUGAACUAUUUGAUAAAAUAUUCGAUUCCAGUAGAAAAAAUGAUUACGAAUUUCUAAUCACCCUAGAAUCAGAAUCUCCAGAACACCAGUCCAAAGUCGUAAAACUGACGCCACAGACACCGUACUGGCUACCCAUUUGGAAGAAAGAAAACGAAUCUCAAAAAUAA